Messenger RNA from Penicillium daleae, 1776 nucleotides. RefSeq lists its product as uncharacterized. The coding region runs from base 1 to 1776 and encodes 591 amino acids. Lineage: Eukaryota; Fungi; Ascomycota; Eurotiomycetes; Eurotiales; Aspergillaceae. The record is from RefSeq and is a predicted model, not a curated record. The transcript has a single exon.
AUGGCUUUCCGUGUGCCGACCCAGGCACCGCCCCGAAGAACGUCCUACUCCGCCUCUCAACGACCGCCGCCUCUUGAUCUCCCGCUCUCGACGUCUGAACAGCAAGAAGACGAUACCACGCAAUGGGUGCUCUUCUCUCCGACCGCCCGCACGCAUACGACCUCCACAGAGCACACCCGUACUGUCGGAGCAUCACGCCUGAGUGAUUUUGGCUCAUUCGGCACCGCUACUCGAUCCGCUGCUGGCCAGGGGGGCGAGGGGGAUGAAGAGGAUGAGGAUGCGCUGGAUGAUCAGCUCGAUGAGGACGGCACCGAGCUAGACAGCUUGGACGAUGGUUUACAUGCCUUUCGUGCCCCAUCGCUGUCCCCUGCUUCCCCAACGCGGGUUGACCAGGGGCCACCGGCUAUGCUUCCGGCCCAUGAUGGGCUCGGGAGUUUCCAAGCGUCCAGCCAGUUGGCCCAGGAGCAGUUGUGGCAGCACGAGCAGUAUAACCCGCAACGGCGGGAGCAGGCCCUCCCCAGACACCGCCGGCGCUCCAGUGUUCAGCGACAUCUGGACACGGUGAACGAACAGGAGGCCCAUGUCGAGCGGGACCGUUGGCAGCGGAUCGAGCAAUGGCGGAUGGACCAGAGCCGGGCACUCUUGCAGGAGAUUGAGCGUGAGACUCGUCGGCGUCGGUCCAGUCGUGCGAGUGUGUCUACCAUUCCACGCUCCGUGGACUAUACCUCUCCCCCCACGAUCCCAGAGUCCCCGGCUGAGGCCGCUACUCCUGUGGAGCCAGAGGAGAUGGACGAGUCGUUCUGGCGUCGUAUCACACGCAAGGUCAUUCAGGAUCUGAUUGGUAUCGAUGACUCCCUCCUCUCCGUCAUUCUCGGCGAGUCCCUGGCCUUGGACGCACAAACUGCCGAAAAUGACUUGCCAGAGCUGGACAUGGAAACCGUGCUGGCACGUGAACCCGAACCCCAACAUAUCGAUGCGCCUCUCUGGCAGACUCGUGUUCUCCAGCGAAUUGCCCACGAGUUGGGUAUACUUGUGCACCAGCUGUGCGAGCAACCCGGCGCCUUUACAUCAUACUACCAAAUGACCAAGGACGUCUCGAGUGAAUAUGCAGGCAUGUCACUCAACCGCCUCGCCGACAGUACCACGUCGGUACGACCCUCCGAGCUCUCAGCCCAACCCACUGCGGAAACUAUUCCCUCCGACUCCAUGCCCUCACCCCACUUCAACCCAACCCUCCGCGACCCCAGCCGCGAACACGAAGCGCAAUGGGGCAUCGAAGACGAUGAUCCCACAGGAGAACCCGUCUCCGAAUCCACCCGUCUCCAACAGGAACAAGAGUACUGGGAGCGCGGUCUAGACGUGAUGAUGGUAUUCCGCUACCUACGCACCCGCUUCAGUCGUCGGGGAUACAUGACCAGUGACAAGUACACCGCGACUCCCACUCCACGCCACACACAGGAUGCCUCGCGCCGCGCCGCAAUCAUCCGCCAGCAUCACCCCCUCGUCGCCCGUGCCCACUCCCGUUCACAAACCCAAUCUCGCCGUCCGUCCCAGCUCUCCGGCGUCUCUGGCGCUGCGGGCGUCUCGUCGCCACUGGUCCGGCCACACCUGCGUCGACCGAGUUCCAGCUGUGCUAGUCAGAGCAAACUCUCGGUUAUCUCGAGCCGGAGGACGCUGACGGGCUCGAGCAGGAAUUACUGGGAUAUCGGCGGGUCGGUGGAGAGUAGUAGUGCGAUUGGCGUGGGAGCUGGACUCGGCACGUGGGGCGAAGCUUGA